Molecule: messenger RNA, 2692 nt
Organism: Toxoplasma gondii ME49
Lineage: Eukaryota; Apicomplexa; Conoidasida; Eucoccidiorida; Sarcocystidae
Product: 6-phosphogluconate dehydrogenase
Exons: 9
Coding region: 249-1766 (505 amino acids)
Biological process (GO): pentose-phosphate shunt; pentose-phosphate shunt, oxidative branch
Cellular component (GO): cytosol
Molecular function (GO): NADP binding; phosphogluconate dehydrogenase (decarboxylating) activity
Source: RefSeq, a predicted model, not a curated record
GAGACUUCGAUGCCACAAAAAAGCGUCUCCAUGUUACUUUUUCGCGCUCCUUACUACUCAGGGGGAAGCAUCAGAGGAAACCCGCUUGAAUCCCAACUCGCAAAGUCGAGGAAGGUACUUGACUGUUGUCAGCUGCACGCAGCUGUCCUGCCACUGUGACCGUAUGUGUAUCUGAGUGUCAGCACUCGGCACCUACACUCUAUCGCGACAUUUUUCGGUUUUUACCAAGCCCAUUUCAGAGAGACACAAUGUCGUGCGACGUCGGUGUUUACGGCCUUGCGGUGAUGGGUCUGAACCUGUCCCUGAAUAUGGCCAGCAAGGGAUUCAAGGUGUGCGUUUGCAACAGGACACCGAGCAAAAUCACUGUUGCCGUCCAAAAGGCCCAGGAGCAAAAACUCAAGAACUACAUAGGAAUUGAGGCAACAAGUGAAUUCGUAGCUGCGCUGAAACGGCCCCGGAGAAUCGUGAUGAUGGUUCAGUGCGGCGCACCGGUGGAUGCGCUUAUUGAACACUUUCUGCCUCUACUCGACAAGGGCGAUUGUUUAGUCGACGGCGGAAAUGAAUUUUUCGAGAACACAGAGCGCCGUGGAAGACUGUGUGCGGCGAAAGGCAUCUUAUACAUGGGGCUUGGCGUCAGCGGUGGCGAGGAGGGGGCUCGCUACGGGCCGUCCUUAAUGCCGGGCGGGAGUCCCGAGGUGUGGGAACUGAUGAAGCCCAUUCUGGUGCAAAUCGCCGCGAAAGUCGACCCGAACGGAGCUGUCCCUGCCCCGGGAGCUACGACUUUUACACAAGCAGAACUGGAGAAUGCCUGCGUCACGCACAUUGGUCCAGGUGGCUCAGGGAAUUACGUUAAGAUGGUCCACAACGGCAUUGAGUACGGCGACAUGCAACUCAUUGCAGAGGCCUAUUACUUGUUGAAGUAUGUGUGCGGCCAGUCCAACGAUCAGAUGGAAAAAACAUUGGCGCAGUGGAAUAAAGGCCCUCUCAAUUCGUACCUCAUCGAGCUGACAAGCAAAAUUCUCGCCAAGAAAGACUCUCUCACCGACGCCUACCUUCUGGACAAAAUCCUUGACGCAGCUGGAUCGAAGGGAACCGGCAAAUGGACAGUUCAGCAAGCAGCUGAAGCGGGCGUUGCAGUGCCGACAAUCGCUGCUGGCUUGGACAUGCGAUACAUCAGCGACAACAUCGAGCUCCGCCAGAACAUGGCAGCCGUCUACGCAAAGUCGUGGCCAGCGGGUUCUUCGCUCCGUUCUGGCAACGAAACCCUCUGCGGGGACAUAGAGAAGGCACUGCUAUGCGGGAAGAUUUGCUGCUACGCACAGGGCAUGCAGCUUCUUUCUGUCGUGUCCGAACGCAAGGGGUGGAACCUAAACCUCGCGGAGAUUUCCCGGAUCUGGAAAGGCGGCUGCAUCAUUCGAGCAGCUUUCCUCGACACCAUGCGGAAGGCCUUUUUCGCGAGUCCAUCACUCAAAAACCUCCUCAUGGACCCACAGAUCGCAGAGAUUAUGUUAGCGAAUAUUCCGUCUCUCCAGCGGGUGGUCGCCACCUCUCUCAGCACCGCGUUUCCGUUUGGAGAGCAGUCCUUUCCAAUCCAUCUGUCAGUUCCGUGUCACUCUGCAAGUUAUUUUUACCUCGCCGCAAACGCUAGUGACCGACUGCCUCUGAAUUUGGUUCAAGCUCAACGAGAUGCUUUCGGUUCACACACAUUCAAGCGCAUCGAUAGGGAUGGUGUUUUUCACGAGGAGAACUGGACCACUGGUGUCUGACGAAGUUGUGAAGGGGCUUCCGAAGAAACGUCGGACGCUAAAUCUGUGUCGGAAGUGCGCCUUUGUUAUCCUUGUGUCGGGAAACAUAGGCCGGGGUGCUAACGUAGUCAACCACGCGGCGGUAGCCGUGGAGAGAGACAGCAGCGAGGUGGGUGGGCGCAACUCUCAGGUGAUGUUUGUGUUUCGACGAAGGUCGCGGCAUGGGAUCUCCUAUGGUUACACAGUCGAAUGACUGUUCCAUUAACAGUCGAGUUCAUACCGCUUGUUCAAACGAACCUCACAGUGGGCAACACUGACUUUGGUUAGUAUGCCGUCAUAAGGCUGCCUGUGCGUUAUUUCCUGGGUGUUUCCCGUGGACGAAGUACAGUGUUGUAUUAUACUACUUCGGUGUAAGUCGCUCUUCAUCAUGGCUUGCCCGCAGGUGCUUAUUUGUCUACAACCAAACUCUUUUGAUUCAUUGCUGCUACCACGAGGCAUGUGUAGGCAUAUAUUUCAGGCAUAACACCACGUAUAGUGCGUCAAACGAGAGUCCGAAGCCGUCGAAAGUAUAGAGUCAGCUAGCACUGAUCGCGCCAGAUCCGGCAAAAGGAUGUAGGGAACUCGAAAAUUUGGAGAGCCCUGCUGUCCCGCUACUUAGUUACAUCCCGCAGCCGGUGAGGGUUGCCAAUGCGCUGGCUGUUAGCGGGAAUCCAAAGCGUGUUGAGUAAGAACCGAAUGGUGUUGCUUCGUUGAACCCUUUGUUUUGUGCCCCUUGUUCCACGAGAUUCGCAGCCGGGUACAAGUGUAACGAUAGCAUGUGGUGGGCUCCCUAAAGCGUCUAGGUCUAAAAAUGCUGCACAUUGCCUCCUGCCUGCACACAUUACAUUUGGCUGUGAAAGACCUCUUGGAGCAGACUCCUUCAGGAGGAACUAAUCGGUGUCGUGGCA